Entamoeba invadens IP1 is the source of this 1407-nucleotide messenger RNA. Its product is annotated as coiled-coil domain containing protein, putative. The transcript has 5 exons. NCBI's taxonomy places the organism in Eukaryota, Evosea, Mastigamoebida, Endamoebidae. The record is from RefSeq and is a predicted model, not a curated record. The coding region runs from base 1 to 1407 and encodes 468 amino acids.
AUGAAGUCACAAGAAGACGAAGAACACAUUGAGGAACUCCAAGGUAAUAUUAAGAGAGGAAAGGAAGACUUGGGCAAGUUAACCACUGAGUACAAGAAACUUGAAGCUGAUAAUCAAAGACUUCAAAACGAAAUUACUGAGCACAAAGCGACUAUUGCUCAGAGGGACAGUGUCAUCACUGAGUUGAACAAAGACAUUGAAGAUAAGGAAGGCGAAAUUUCUGACUUAAAGAAACUUGAAGCUAAAGAAGACAAUUCAAAGGAUCUUGAGACACAAUUGCACGAGAAGGAAGACGACAUUGUUGAUUUGGAGAAACACGUCAAGAUGUUGCAAAACACCAUUUCUGAUGUCAACGCACAGAAAGAAAACUCCGGAGCUACUCAAUUGGCUCUUGACGAUACCGAGAAGAAACUCGACCAACAAGUUGCUCAAAACAAGAAGGUCUCAAACGAGAGAGAUGGGUAUAACCAACAAUUGCAAGCUGAGAAGACCAAGACUACUGCUUUGACCUCAGCAAAGAAUGCAAGUGAUAAGAAGAUUUCAUCAUUGAACUCAGAGAAAGACGAAUUAGAAGAUAAGAACAGAAAACUUGCUGAGUUGGUUAAGAGAAUUGAAGAUGUUGAGAAUUAUAAAAACGAUUUGGGAAGAACUAAAGCCGAACUCGACCAACUCCAACAGAACUUUGACUAUCUCAAGAAGAAUGCCGACACUGAUGCUGCUGAUAAAAAGAAACUCAAUGGAACUGUUAAUAAGAGCAAUAAUAAGAUUGAGGAACUGAGUGCCAAAGUCGACGAACUCACUGGUGUUAUCACAAGAAGAGAACAAGAAGUCGCUGAAGCCAACGAAGAGUUUGAAACAGUCAAGAAGGACAAAUUUGUGAAAGAAAAGGAGGCAAAGAAGUUGAAAGUGGAAAACGACGAAAUUAAAGAGAAGUUACAAAGAGACUUAGAAGCAAACAACACCGAGUUGACUGAAUUAAGAGACAGAACAGCUAAGGACAAGAAGAAAAUAGCCGAUUUGGAACAACAAGUACAAGACCUUGAAUAUAGACCAGUUGGGACUUCAAAUAUCGACCAAACUGAAGUCAUCAAGGAAGACGACAUUGCUGAUUUGGAGAAGGCGAAGAAUAUGAAAAAAUGGUCUGUCGAAGACGCUUCGAAGAUUGAGAAUUAUGAAUCACAUAUUAAGGCACUUGAAGUACAAAAGAAGAUGGCAUUGGACGACAAAGCUAAGGCCGAGAAGACUGCUGCUGACCAAUCUGAUAGAAGAAAAAAGAUGGAAGACCAAGUCAAAGCACUCAAUGCACAAGUCUCAUCACUUAAAGUCCAAAUCAGUGCACCGGCUUCUGUUGCUCAAGAAGAAGAGAAGAACAUGUUGAAUGCAAGAAUUGCUGAAAUCCAAGCCUAA